AAUAUAUGUGUGCGUUUGUCAAUGAAAAGAAAUUUAAUAUCAGUGUGUGUUUAUGUCAUCUCCCGCGUAAAAACGUUGAGAGUUUAGCAAUAUUAAUCAUUUCAUUUUUUUUCAACAGUUGAUAAUAUUUUAAGAUCUGAAUGUUCGCUAAAAGAUUAUGGGGACAAUAGAAAUCACAUUUCCUCCUGGAGGGCCAGGAAAAAUAUUGAAAUGGAGAGUCCGAAUGGAUACAAUGGUUUCAGCGGGUAGAGUGUUGUUUUUAUAUCAAAACAUCACUCCAGGAGCUGAAGAUAAUAAGAGUCCUGAGAAAAAAUACCGUGCUACAAAAUUUGGUCGUGUUACAAAAUUUUUGGUAAAGGAAGGAGAUGUUGUUCAACCUGGGCAAGUGGUAAUGACCCUAGAAGGAUGUCGUCAUCCUACUGUAAUGAAGGACUUAUGUGCAGAAUGUGGAGUAGAUUUAAGGGUUGAAGGAAUUGGUAAAGAAAAUGAAAAUAUAAAAAUAUUACAAGCUAGUGUACCAAUGGUACAUAGUGUACCGGAGUUAAAAGUCUGUCCAGAAUUAGCUGAAAAAAUUGGAAAAGAAGAUGAACAGCGUUUAUUAAAUGAUCGCAAAUUAGCAUUACUUGUUGAUCUUGACCAAACAAUUGUUCAUACAACAAAUGAUAAUAUUCCUCCUAAUAUGAAGGAUGUUUAUCAUUACCAACUUUAUGGUCCAAAUUCUCCUUGGUACCAUACUCGUUUAAGGCCUAACACUAGACACUUUCUUUCUGAAAUGAGUCGUUUAUACGAAUUGCACAUAUGUACAUUUGGAGCAAGGAACUAUGCACAUACUGUAGCAUCAUUAUUGGAUAAAGAUGGAAUUUUAUUUUCUAAUAGAAUACUUUCACGAGAUGAAUGUUUCGAUCCUGCGUCAAAAACAGCUAAUCUUAAGGCUUUAUUUCCUUGUGGAGAUGAUCUAGUAUGCAUUAUAGAUGAUAGAGAAGAUGUAUGGCAGGGAUGUGGAAAUUUAGUUCAAGUUAAGCCUUAUCAUUUUUUUCGUCAUACCGGUGAUAUACAUGCACCACCGGGAUUGGAGAAAAAUGAUGUGUCGGUUCUACCCGAAUUACAAAGUACAAAUGAAAUGAAUAACGAUGAUAAUCCAGAUGAAUCGGGUGUUAAUGGUGCACCUGAAUCGACAAAUGAAGAAGCUGCAACAGAUAAUAGUUGUAAAGAAGAAAUUCAGGAAAUGACUGAAAAUAAAGAAAAUGUAAAUGAGUUUUUAGAACAGAACGAUGCGAAUACCAAAGAUGAUACCAACACUAAUUCCGAUUUAAAUCCUAACACGAGUAAAGAAGAUGAAGAUAAUAAAACAGAAGAAGCGAAAGAAAAUUCAAUAUCAGCUGAUUUAACGCAAGAUGUUAAAAGCGAGGAUAAAAUUUCGAAUGAAAAUAAUAUUAUAGACGAAGACGACGACGAUUAUUUAUUAUAUCUGGAAGAUAUUCUUCGGAGGAUUCAUGCCGAAUUUUAUGCUACUAUAGAAAAAGAAGGUCGCGCUUCGUUACGAGAUAUUAUUCCACGAGUUAGGGCACAAGUAUUGAAAGGAGUACAUAUUACUUUUAGUGGAUUGAUACCUACUCAUCAGAAACUUCAUCAAAGUCGCGCGUAUAAAGUAGCUAGGGCAUUUGGAGCAGAAGUAUCACAAGAUUUGACAGAUAAAACUACCCAUUUAGUUGCUAUUAGACCAGGUACAGCGAAGGCCAAUGCCGCCAAGAAAAAUCCAAAUAUAAGAAUUGUAAAUCCAGAUUGGCUUUGGACAUGUGCGGAACGUUGGGAACAUGUCGAUGAACGUUUAUUUCCACUUACUGCAAAGGGUCGUGCUUCUAGAAUACCACCACCACAUUGUAGUAGCCCAGAACGCAUAGAAGAACAAGAGAAAAAUAUAGAAGAUAGUUUUGCUGAUAGUAUUAAUCCGCUAAUGUCAUUUACACCAGAAGAAAUAGAAAUUAUGGAUAAAGAAGUUGAAGAAGAUAUGGAUGAUCAAGAAGCGGAUGUACCUGUUUUCGAUGUCGAAGAAGUAGAAAGUGCAAGGGAUAUUGAGGAGUUAGGAGAAUUAGCGGAGAUAGCAGAUAUAGGUGAUACAGAAGAGUGUGAUAAGAAAAGUUAUAGGGAUUCGGAUUCUGAAGAUUUGAAAUGUAGAAAAAGAAAGAAGAGGAAUGAGAAAAAUGAGAAAAAGAAGUUACUUCCGGAUAGGAAGAGAAAAAAGUUUUGUAAUGAAAGUUCUGAAGAUGAUACUUCUUCAAGUGAAAACGAUGAUGACGAUGAUGAUGAUGACCCUGUAACACGUUUCAGAAGAGGAGAAAGUUUGCCUGAUGAUUUAGAUUUGGGUGAUAAUUCGCAAGAUUCAGUUGAAGAUCUUGAAUUAAUGGACAAUGAAGAUGAACGAGAAUGGAAUGCAAUGGGUGCAGCUCUUGAAAGAGAAUUUCUUUCAGAGUAAUUUACUGUAGGAUGGCUUUCUUUGCUUUUUUAAUCAGAUUCUUACAUUGAUUGUAAAUUUCAGAUCGGUGAAUUUUAUUAGUUAUUGAUAAUAUUUAAAAUAAUUUUACAAGGAGUUUGUAGAGUUCUGACUCAAAUAGUUUAAGGUAAUUUUAUAAAGAGUUCAAAAUAAUAAUGAAUAAGCUUAAUAAGAAAAAAUACGAAGCAUCGUUUUGUAUUUAACUAUUACAAUUAAACAGACAAAAUCAAAUAUCAUGUUUUUAAUAAAUUAUAGUUUUAUUAACAUCGAUUUUGUCAGUUUCUAUUAAAAUUGUGCGUACACGCAUUACCGCGUGUAAGCACGUGUAAAUAAUGAACAUAUGCUUAUUCACAUGUUUAAGAUGAAUUUUAACAAUUAGCUAUUCAAAUAAUCAGACACAUUUUUAUUCUCGAAACUUAUAUUUCAAUUUAAAAUAUACUACACAAUAAAUCAUGAUUUUUGUUUCAGAAAUUUCGUUUAUUUAUUAGUUGGUAACAGAUUUAAUUAGUAAGUUACACUGGGUCUAGUGCAUAUGGAUCAGGAUGAUUUUCAUCUUUCUUAUGUUUCACGUAAGUUUUUCUGCUCGAGAAAUCUCGUAUGUUUUCCAGUCUUCCCCUCUCUACUGGUUUAGUGAAAUCAUACAUCGAUGGUAAUUUUCCAAAUAGUUCAGCAUCUUCUUGCACAGUCUCCCUAAUUUUAUACAAUAAUAGGAAAUUAUUUACCAACAAAUUUUGAAUCAUUUAUUUCACAGUUAUUUAAACAUUUUCAUUGAAAAAUAAGGUAUAUUUACAUACCUAUAUUUUGCUGCAAUAACUGGUUUGCCAGUUACAGGAUCUACAAUAUUUCCAAGUGGAUAAAUGACUUCAACAAUCUAUAAUUAGAAAAUAUAAAACAUUACAUUAGAAUUUUGUUAAAAUAUUAGGUAUUAAUGUUUUACUUUUUAUAUAUACAUACCUUAUGAGUAAUGAAGCGGGUUAAUUUUUCAGGUAAAUUUUGUAUUAAAACUGUAUCACCAGUUUUACAAAGUUUUUCUGGGUCAGUAGCAUAAACAAAUUCAAAUGUAGAAAAGUGCUGUAAACAAUUACAUGAUAUGUUAUAAACAAUCAUAUAACCUUAAUUAGGCAUUCAGAAUUACACAUGCUACAAUUUACGUACCAUUGAAAGAUAGUCAUCAAAUUCUAAACGACGUACUCGUAUUUUAGCAGCAUUAUAUUUAUUAGAAGGAACACAUACACCUAAUAAAUAG
This is a messenger RNA of Osmia lignaria (orchard mason bee), 3737 nucleotides long. It is a transcript of the gene Fcp1, whose product is annotated as RNA polymerase II subunit A C-terminal domain phosphatase Fcp1. Gene Ontology annotation, cellular component: nucleus. NCBI's taxonomy places the organism in Eukaryota, Metazoa, Arthropoda, Insecta, Hymenoptera, Megachilidae. The record is from RefSeq and is a predicted model, not a curated record. Gene Ontology annotation, molecular function: RNA polymerase II CTD heptapeptide repeat phosphatase activity.